Odobenus rosmarus divergens (Pacific walrus) is the source of this 1471-nucleotide messenger RNA. It is a transcript of the gene EPHX1, whose product is annotated as epoxide hydrolase 1, microsomal (xenobiotic). The record is from RefSeq and is a predicted model, not a curated record. Gene Ontology annotation, molecular function: epoxide hydrolase activity. Lineage: Eukaryota; Metazoa; Chordata; Mammalia; Carnivora; Odobenidae. Bases 83 to 1447 code for a protein of 454 amino acids. The transcript is spliced from 9 exons. Gene Ontology annotation, biological process: epoxide metabolic process; arachidonate metabolic process.
AGCCCGCAGAGCGCGAGUGCGAGAGACCGCGCGCCCGCCGCCGCCACGGGAGCCUGGGGGCCUGGGAGCCGACGACCGAAUCAUGUGGCUGGAAAUUCUCCUCACCUCCGUGCUGGGCUUUGUCAUCUACUGGUUUGUUUCCCGGGACAAGGAGGAAACGUUGCCUCUUGAAGAUGGGUGGUGGGGGCCUGGGGCGAGGCCCGAAGCUGCAGAGGACGAGAGCAUCCGCCCUUUCAAGGUUGAGACUUCCGAGGAGGAGAUCGAGGACUUACACCGGAGGAUCGACAGGGUCCGUUUGACCCCACCUUUGGAGGACGUGCGCUUCCAUUUUGGCUUCAACUCCAAGUACCUGAGGAAAAUCCUUUCCUACUGGCGGAAUGGCUUCGACUGGAGGAAGCAGGUGGAGAUUCUCAACAGAUACCCUCACUUCAAGACGAAGAUUGAAGGGCUGGACAUCCACUUCAUCCACGUGAAGCCCCCCCAGCCGCCAUCGGGCUGCACCCCGAAGCCCUUGCUGAUGGUGCACGGCUGGCCCGGCUCCUUCUACGAGUUUUAUAAGAUCAUCCCGCUCCUGACCGACCCCAGGAACCACGGCCUGAGCGAGGAGCACGUUUUUGAAGUCAUCUGCCCUUCCAUUCCCGGCUACGGCUUCUCGGAGGCAUCCUCCAAAAAGGGCUUGAAUUCAGUGGCCACGGCCAGGAUCUUUUAUAAGCUGAUGCUGCGGCUGGGCUUCCAGGAAUUCUAUGUUCAGGGCGGGGACUGGGGGUCCCUGAUCUGCACCAACAUGGCCCAGAUGGUGCCCAGCCACGUGAAAGGCCUGCACUUGAACAUGGCUUUCGUUUUAAAUCCCGGCACCCUGACCCUUCUCCUGGGACGGCGUUUCCCGAGGCUUUUCGGCUACACCCAGAGGGAUAUAGAGCUGCUGCACCCCUUCAAGGAGAAGGUUUUCUACAGCUUGAUGAGGGAGAGCGGUUAUAUGCACAUCCAGUGCACCAAACCCGACACCGUGGGCUGCGCUCUGAAUGACUCUCCUGUGGGCCUAGCUGCCUAUAUCCUGGAGAAGUUCUCCACCUGGACCAACCCGGAGUUCCGAGACCUAGAGGACGGAGGCCUGGAGAGGAAGUUCUCCCUGGACGACCUGCUGACCAACGUCAUGCUCUACUGGACGACGGGCACCAUCACCUCCUCCCAGCGCUUCUACAAGGAGAACCUGGGCCAGGGCUUCAUGGCCAACAAGCAUGACCGGAUCAAGGUCCACGUGCCCACAGGCUUUGCUGCCUUCCCUUGUGAGUUAAUGCACGUGCCAGAAAAGUGGGUGAAGUUCAAGUACCCGAAACUCCUCUCCUACUCCUACAUGGCCCGUGGGGGCCACUUUGCCGCCUUUGAGGAGCCGGAGCUGCUGGCCCAGGACAUCGGCAAGUUCGUGGGGCUGCUGGAGCAGGGCUGAUGGCCGCGGGGCGGGCUGCCCCCC